Chenopodium quinoa (quinoa) is the source of this 1404-nucleotide messenger RNA. RefSeq lists its product as uncharacterized. The coding region runs from base 1 to 1404 and encodes 467 amino acids. Lineage: Eukaryota; Viridiplantae; Streptophyta; Magnoliopsida; Caryophyllales; Amaranthaceae. The record is from RefSeq and is a predicted model, not a curated record. The transcript has 3 exons.
AUGUGUAAUGUGCAGGGUCACAUCACACCUGAUUGCCCGCAGAACAUGAGUGAGAUGUCUAUUGAACAAGCCAAUGCUUUAUACUCCUCAAAUCCCAAAAAUCCCUAUGACCCCUACUCCAAUUCCUACAAUGAAGGCAAGAAACACCAUCCCAACUUCUCUUAUAAGAAUACCCAAACACAACAGAAUCCACCACCAUCGCCUCGACCCAACAACUACAACUCACCACCCGGUUUCCAACAAAUACCACCUAUGAACCAACAACCAACGCAACUACUUCCCCAAAAAUCUAGCCUUGAGUUGAUGAUGGAGAGCUUCAUUAACACAACUAACAGUGCCAUCCAACAACAAGGUAGCUCCAUCCAACAGUUGCAGACCCAGAGUAAGCUCAUGGAAACCCAAAUAAGUCAACUCUCACAACAGGAGAGUUGUUUAUCAACUCUUCAUGAUCAAGCGAAGGUCCAAAAAGAACAAUGCAAUGCAGUUUUCUUGAGAAGAGAUGAAUCAUCUCCGAGGCAAAUAGAUGAAAAAGUGUGCAGCGUGGAGUCUAGAAAAGAUGAAAAGGGUAAAGAUGCUCAAGGUCCCAAAUAUGUUGCUCCACCGGCUUAUGAGGAACCGAUGCCCUUCCCGCAAAGGUUAUCAAGGGUCGUGCUCGAUAGAAAUUUUGGGAAAUACUGCAAAGCUCUUCAGAAGGUACACGCCUCUACUCCUUUUUCCGAUCUUUUAAUUCAAAUGCCUCAAUUUGCGAAUUUUGUGAAGAAUAUCAAAGAUCAACAUGAGGAUAAGGAAGUAGUCAAUAAGAAAGGCCCUACUCUCUUAUAUGAUAACCUACCACCUAAGCUGCAUGAUCCUGGUUAUUUCACUAUUCCCUGUUUGCAAGGACUUAAACCUUCCCCUAUUUCUCUUCAAAUGGCUGAUAGGACCUCUAGACUCCCUAAUGGUGUGGUUGAAGAUGUAAUAGUUACGGUUGGUGAACUUGUUUUUCCUGUUGAUUUUGUCGUCAUGGAUAUGCAAGAUGAUCAUCAGAUCCCGAUUAUAUUUGGUCGUCCAUUUCUUGCCACAAGUCAAGCCCUAAUAGAUGUUCCUAAAGGACAAGUGACCAUUAGGGCCCAGGAUAAACAAGUCAUGUUUAAGCUCUUUAAUGAACAUAAUUCUAUAUUUGAUGGUGGUACUUGCUUAAGAAUCGAUGCUACUAACCCUUUGGUUGAUAAGUAUGUAUUUCACAGAAAUUUCGUGAGAAACGAGGAUACAAUUUCACCCAAUGAUGUGUUUGGCAACAUGAAGGUGAAAAGAACAAAAUCCUUGAAGGAGGAUCUUACAGAAGAGGCACGUCCGUGCCUCACAGGUGCACGCCCGUGCCUCCAACCCAUAAAGCCGAAUUUUUAUGAGCAAGUCCGUGCCUAA